This is a messenger RNA of Durusdinium trenchii, 1344 nucleotides long. The record is from the annotation of a GenBank genome assembly. Lineage: Eukaryota; Dinophyceae; Suessiales; Symbiodiniaceae.
CGCCGUCUCAUCACACCACCACUCCGCCGCCCAAUCGGCUCAGUGGCGGGAACCGCCAAGACACAGCCCUCCAUUCGCCAUGAACUUUGUCCGGAAUUUGUUGACUCGAAGCUCCAAAUGUAUGGAGAACCAGGAAACUGAAGAAGAAGGCCGAGCGAGCUAUAUUAGGCCUAGCACCACCCGCAGCAGCACCAAGAGUUCUCGGGGCUCACCGGCUUCACCGGAGUCCAAGCCUCCUCCAUUGUUUGGAGUUCUUAGAUGCAAUUCGGGGAACUCAUCCACAGCAGAGCCCUCGAGUGAGAGCGAGGAUGAAGCAUUGCAGCUCUACGGCGAUGUUUGCCAGGAUGUGAUGAUGUGUGUGGCAAAGGUAGGAGACACCCGCCGAUGGAGAGAGGACCGCUUCGAGAAGGUGAGGCUCCUGCAGAACGCGGCGCGGAACCAAGGGCGUGUGGAGCUGAUGAAGGAGUUAUCCAGUGGCCGCUUUGUGGCGGUGAAGCGGAUGCCGAUCAGCUGGACGGGCUACAACCACAAGGACUUCGUGAAGCGCCACGAACAUGAACUGGAGAUGCCAUGGGUCGAUGUGGCCAUUGUCAAGUACCUCAGUAUGCAGCGUGUACAGUUCGUAUGUGACCCAAUUGGCACCUUCAGGGAUGAGAGUGAGACCUUCUUCGUGUCAACGUGUGCCGACAAAGGCGAUUUGUUUGAGUGGAGCCAGACCGGCCCAUUGCCUGGCUUGGAGCGUGAGAACUUCCUCAGACCGUUGGUCCGACAGUUGUGCGACGCGAUACGGUGCUUGCACAGCUUGGACAUCGCCCACUGCGACCUCUCUUUGGAGAACAUCCUCUUGAUGACCACGGGAGAUGGUUCGCUGCAAGUCAAGUUGAUCGAUUUCGGUAUGGCCGCGGUGAAGCAAUCAACUUUGGUGGGUGCUCGCGGGAAGCCCUCGUACCAAGCACCGGAGAUGCAUGUGGAAGCCUAUGAUCCCAUGGUGUCGGAUGCCUUUGCAUUGGGCGUGGUGAUCUUUGGGAUGGUGGCACAGGACUACCCAUGGCUUUCCACCAAGCCGGGCGGGUGCAAAUGCUUCCAGUUCGCCAGCAAGCAAGGCCUCCGUGCCUACUUGCAGAAGAGGAAGGCUCGAAACUGCAAUGGUGCGCGCCUAGCUGAAGUCUUCAGCGCAUCGAUGGUGGACUUCUUGGAGUCCUUGUUGCAGUUCCAGCCCCAGGACCGGACCAGGCUACUUGGCGGACGUUUUCCAUGGCUGGCUACUCCCCUAGAGCCCGUGCGCACGCGUGAGCUCUAAGUGAAGACGUCCACAGAGAAGGAAGCUGUUGUCGAGGGAUCAAG